Alosa alosa (allis shad) is the source of this 1978-nucleotide messenger RNA. RefSeq lists its product as uncharacterized. Gene Ontology annotation, molecular function: protein binding; cytokine receptor activity. Lineage: Eukaryota; Metazoa; Chordata; Actinopteri; Clupeiformes; Clupeidae. The transcript has 8 exons. Gene Ontology annotation, cellular component: external side of plasma membrane. The record is from RefSeq and is a predicted model, not a curated record. The coding region runs from base 341 to 952 and encodes 203 amino acids. Gene Ontology annotation, biological process: cytokine-mediated signaling pathway.
AAACAGGGUGGGCAAAACAUGGAUGGAGAUAUUUGGCUAAGAAUGGCGGCAGACUAUGGCAGGUUCAGCUUGAAGGCUGUUGAAAGGUGUAGAUUGUUAUAUUGUUAAUUUGGAAAAUGUAAACUGCACCUGGAAUUGCGAUAGUGAUGUAAGCUUCUCUUUCAGUUACUGGACUCCAGAGGGUGUCCCAUCAUCCAGAAAAUAUACUGAGUGCCCAACUUACCAAGUUAAGGAUGGCUGUAGUGUCGGCUGCAUCUUUCCUUUUCAUCAAGGAAAUAGAUUCAAGCACCUGCACACCUCACUGUUUCAUGGGGCCACACAGAAAAAUCAGACACAUGAUAUGCGCAUUGAUGUGAAACUUCACCCACCUCAGAACCUAACCGUGUUGUGGAAUAACACUACUGGAGAUGUGUCUCUAUGGUGGAAUAUCAGUGGACCUGUCAAAGACACUUGUGUUGAGAGUAUGAUUUCCUACCGGAUGGACUCAGGGACAUGGCAGGACUUAAAAGAGCUUUUGCCUGCAAGCACUUCCUACACUUUUGCCAAAGUCUCUCGGACAAAAUCAUACAUGUUUCGAGUCAGAAGUCGAUAUGCCAGUCAUUGUAAACAGUUCAAAUAUUGGAGUGACUGGACUGCAGCUGUUCAGUGGGGACCUGUGGAGCCCAGCAAUUCAGCAGAUAUCUCAGUCAAAAAGGGCCUAUAUGUGGCAUUUGGAGUUGUGGCCCUGGCCAUCAUCCUGAUCAUCAUGGUCCGCGUGCUAUUAGAAUGUGAGAGGAUCAGGGUGAUCUUUGUUCCAGUGGUUCCUGACGCAACCAAAAAUCUCAACGAUCUCUUCUAUGAUUAUGGUGGCAAUGUUGAGGGAUGGGUACAAAUAUCUCCAGAACUGAGGGAUGCCUUUAAAUCGGACUUCAAUGAGACGGCUUGUGUUGUGAGGGAGACCGCAACUCGUUGAAAAACCAGCCUGUAUAAUGCUGCAAUGAGUUUGUUUCCAUUCUAUGUAAUGUGUAAACAUUUAUUCAUAUGUGUGCAUUGGUUUCAUCAAGCAAGGUUUACUCAGAGCUGAAAAUAUACUACACUGAGCCAGAGAGAGUUUGUUACUGAAGACUACAUUAUCCAAUGUGCUUUGUGUGUAUUACUGUUAAUUAUCAUUUUAAAAUCGCAUCCAUCCAUCCUUUUUGGUAUUGAAUAUUACUAUUUGCUGAUUUUUUUUAUUUGCAUCCCUCUGGUUCAGUCAUUUCAUUAAUAUCACCAAACAUUUUAAUCACAUCUCUGUUUAGCUAAAAACACAUUUUGCACAAAACUUUCUACAUUUCUAAAUGUAUUUCACAUUAGCAAUGGAGGAUCCGCCGCUUUUGAAGGUUCGCCGAAAUGCUAAUCUGACCAGAGAGCAACAGCUGACUCAAAAUGUGUCUGAAAUUUGUGAUGGACUGUUCAAGAACACCAUGUUGCUUAACCACAUAAUACCUGGGCCAAUUACAAGGUUUUGCCUGAAAUUGCACAGCGCCUACUUCAGAGGCCAUUAUUCCCAUCUAGUUUGGCCUAUAAGGAAAUGAUUGAACUCUGAAAAGCUGAGACCCUCAGAAUUACUGUGUGAAGUACUAACACAGAGUUAUAUAGAAUAUUUGGUGAGGUAUGCCCAUGCGUUUUGCAAAAUGCCCUAUGGAGACUGACCCCAAAUAUGACCUUUGGUUAUACCCAAAAUGCAUACUGACAAUAAAAGGCUCAUACUGACAUACUCUGUGUAGAAGCAUAAUCUUGGUCUCAAAUGAAAGGUAACACUCUGAAGCUCUAAUGCUCAGUCAAUUUCCACUGAAUAAAUAAUGGUUGAUGAUGAUUUCAGAGUUAUUUAUUGUAUUGGGAUGUUAGAUGUCUCAGUCAUUUUUAUAAAUAUGUGAUGCCAUGCCUUAUCAUUCCAUUUGUGUUUGUAAUUUGUAAAUAGACUGUAAAUAAACGGUUUAAUAAAGCCAACAUUUUGAUA